AUGCAAAAAGCGACCUACUACGACAGCGCGGCGAUCUACGGUGGCUACCCCUAUCAGGCAGCCAACGGCUUCGCGUAUAAUGGCAGCCAGCAGCCGUACCCGGCGUCGGCGACUCUGGGCGCCGACGGCGACUACCACCGACCCGCCUGCUCACUCCAAUCUCCCGCCAGCGCAGGGGGUCACCCCAAGGCGCACGAACUGAGCGAAGCAUGUCUGCGCACCCUAAAUGGCCCGCCCAACCAGCCCCCAGGUCUGGGCGAGCCACCCUUGCCCCCUCCGCCGCCCCAGGCCGCACCCCCUGCCCCGCAGCCCCCGCAGCCCCCGCCGCAGCCCCCCGCACCCGUUCCUGCCACGCCCCAGCCUCCCUCUUCGGUUUCCCCACCUCAGAAUGGCAGUAGCAACCCUGCGCCUGCCAGCACAGCCAAAAGCCCCCUGCUCAACUCGCCCACCGUGGCCAAACAAAUCUUCCCCUGGAUGAAAGAGUCACGGCAAAAUACAAAGCAGAAAACCAGCGGCUCCAGCUCAGGCGAGAGCUGUGCUGGUGAUAAGAGCCCUCCUGGUCAGGCAUCAUCCAAGCGGGCACGCACCGCAUACACGAGUGCUCAGCUCGUGGAGCUGGAGAAGGAGUUCCACUUCAACCGCUACCUGUGUCGGCCACGCCGUGUGGAGAUGGCCAACCUGCUGAACCUCACUGAGCGCCAGAUCAAGAUCUGGUUUCAGAACCGCCGUAUGAAAUACAAAAAGGAUCAGAAGGGCAAGGGCAUGCUGACAUCCUCAGGGGGCCAGUCCCCUAGUCGCAGCCCUGUGCCCCCAGGAGCUGGUGGCUAUCUGAACUCUAUGCAUUCGCUGGUGAACAGUGUCCCAUAUGAGCCUCAGUCACCCCCAUCCUUCUCCAAGCCUCCCCAAGGAGCCUACGGGUUGCCUCCAGCCUCCUACCCUGCACCUUUGUCCAGCUGUGCUCCCCCACCACCCCCACAGAAGCGCUACACAGGGGCAGGGGCAGGCAGCACCCCUGACUAUGACCCUCAUGCGCAUGGCCUACAAGGCAAUGGCAGCUAUGGGACCCCACACUUACAGGGAAGCCCCGUCUUCGUGGGGGGCAGCUAUGUGGAACCCAUGAGCAACUCCGGGCCAGCCAUCUUUGGCCUAACUCACCUCCCGCACGCCACCUCGGCUACUAUGGACUAUGGGGGAGCUGGCCCUCUAGGCAGUGGCCACCACCAUGGGCCAGGGCCUGGGGAGCCACACCCCACCUACACGGACCUUACAGCCCACCAUCCUUCUCAGGGAAGAAUUCAGGAAGCGCCCAAACUCACCCACCUGUGA
Elephantulus edwardii (Cape elephant shrew) is the source of this 1326-nucleotide messenger RNA. RefSeq names its product homeobox A3 (gene HOXA3). Gene Ontology annotation, biological process: regulation of transcription by RNA polymerase II. The transcript has 2 exons. Gene Ontology annotation, molecular function: DNA-binding transcription factor activity, RNA polymerase II-specific; RNA polymerase II cis-regulatory region sequence-specific DNA binding. Lineage: Eukaryota; Metazoa; Chordata; Mammalia; Macroscelidea; Macroscelididae. Gene Ontology annotation, cellular component: nucleus. Bases 1 to 1326 code for a protein of 441 amino acids. The record is from RefSeq and is a predicted model, not a curated record.